Messenger RNA from Adineta steineri, 1335 nucleotides. Lineage: Eukaryota; Metazoa; Rotifera; Eurotatoria; Adinetida; Adinetidae. The record is from the annotation of a GenBank genome assembly.
AUGUAUGUAUCCUUGCCACCUGGUCCUGAUGUCGUUUUAACACCAACAACUAAAACACCUUUUCGUAUUCAAAAUUAUCGUACAUUAGCAUAUGUUCUUACAACACUUGUUUAUCUUGUUAUUGGUGCAGCUAUAUUCGAUAGAUUAGAAUCAACACAAGAAUCAAUUAGUUAUGCUAAUUUACAAACACGUAUCGAUGUUUUUCGACAACAGCAUAAUAUGAGUAAGAGUGAAUUCGAAAAUUUAACACGAACUGUUGAAUCACGUUUAAAUUAUCGUAAAAAACAAUGGAAAUUUAUUGGGUCAUUUUAUUAUGCAACUGUUGUUCUUGCUCUUGUUGGUUAUGGGCACGCUAUACCGUAUACUAAAGCAGGACGUGCUGUAACAAUUGCAUAUGCAUUAAUUGGUAUACCAAUGUGGCUUAUUAUGAUUCAAAGUGUUGGUGAACGACUUAAUUCAUUAAUAACAUUUGUUUUAAAACGUAUUAAACGACAUUUUAAACGUAAACGUGAACCGCAAAUAACAGCAAUGGAAUUAUUAACAUGUGAAGCAUUAUUAACUGUAUUAACACUUGCAACAGGUUCAUAUGUAUUUCAUCGAUAUGAAAAUUGGCGCUAUUUUGAUGCAUUUUAUUAUUGUUUAUUAACAUUAACAACUAUCGGUUUUGGAGAUUUAGUACCUAUGCAAAAAGAUGAUUAUGGUAGUAUUGGUUGGUUAUAUAUAUUAUUUUGUAUAAUGUUUAUUUUAACUGGUUUAACAAUAGUCGCCUCUAGUGGUAAUUUACUUAUCUUACGUUUUGUUGAAACAAAUACUAAACGUUCAAGAAAUGAACGAUAUGAAAUGGAAGAACGACGUCGACAACAAGUACGAGUUGUGGGUGAUGUUAUAUCAUCAAACGGUCGUCUUGUUACAUUAGAAGAUGAUGAAGAUACACCAUCUUUACUUGGACCUAUUAAUAAUGCACCACGUAUACCAAUGGAAGCUAGUGCAAGUGAUUUAUCACUUUGCUCAUGUCGUGGUCAAUCAUCAUGUAUACCAACAUCAUGUAAAACAAAAUUUAAACGUAAACAUCAAAAUAUGUUACAUCAGCAAAAAACAACAUUAGUUAAACCACAAAUGAUUGUUAUACGUUCACUUCGAGAACAAAUUCUUGAAUCAUUACAACCAAAAAUUGAAAUGGAUGAAAAUAUGGCUUUACAUCGAUCUUAUCUUCAACUAGACAAAAUUCAAAAACGAAUACACUUAGGAUUUCUAAAGCAACAAGAAACAGAGUUACUUCAAUUAAAAUUAGCUUGUUUUCAUACUUCACAAGUACUUGAUAUAAAUGCAUCUUAG